AUGCACAUCCACACGGGAGAGAAGCCCUACAAGUGUAAACAGUGUGGGAAAAGCUUCACAUACAGCUCGUGCCCCAGGUGCGGGAAAGGGUUUAACAGCAGUUCCCACAUUGACAGGCACGUGCAUAUUCACACUGGAGAAAGGCCAUACAAAUGCACACAGUGUGGGAAGGCCUUCAGUGAUAAUACAGCCUCAGGCAGCACGUGGAAAUUCACUCCAGAGAACAGCCUCCUAAGCAUUAAAAGGGAGUGCGGGGAAAGGGCUUAUGAAUCUCACAUCUUCUUGGGGAAACAUUUAAAACUCAACAGUGGAUGA
This is a messenger RNA of Elephantulus edwardii (Cape elephant shrew), 315 nucleotides long. Its product is annotated as zinc finger protein 699-like. The record is from RefSeq and is a predicted model, not a curated record. The transcript has a single exon. Bases 1 to 315 code for a protein of 104 amino acids. NCBI's taxonomy places the organism in Eukaryota, Metazoa, Chordata, Mammalia, Macroscelidea, Macroscelididae.